Messenger RNA from Melitaea cinxia (Glanville fritillary), 1293 nucleotides. Its product is annotated as cathepsin O-like. Gene Ontology annotation, molecular function: cysteine-type endopeptidase activity. The record is from RefSeq and is a predicted model, not a curated record. The transcript is spliced from 6 exons. Gene Ontology annotation, cellular component: lysosome. NCBI's taxonomy places the organism in Eukaryota, Metazoa, Arthropoda, Insecta, Lepidoptera, Nymphalidae. The coding region runs from base 46 to 1149 and encodes 367 amino acids.
AUUUUUUUUUUUUGUUUUGUAUUUAAAGUCAGUAAAUCGGUUAUAAUGAAAAAAUGGUGGAAUUGGUUUCUUGCGUUUGCGUUACUGAGCUUGUUAUUUGUUGCUAUACCUCUUACAUAUCCGAGGACGAAAAAUAAGGAGGAAUUACGACCUAUGUUCGAUAGUUAUAUAGAAAAGUUUAAUAAGUCGUAUAAGAAUAAUCCCGUGGAAUAUGAAACGAGGCUGGAACACUUUUGUGCAUCAGUUCAAGAGAUAGAUACAUUAAACGCAGCAUCUCGAGGUCCAAUCCACCUUAGAGCCAAAUAUGGCCUAACAAAAUUAUCAGAUAUGUCGAAAGACGAGUUUCAUGAAAUCCACUUGUCCGAUGAGAAACCUCAUCACAAUCGUAAUCGGAGGUUAAGACAGAGUUGGAAACAACACGACAAGAAUUAUAAAUAUGAUGAUAAAAGUGAUUCUAGUUCUGCUAAUUAUAUUAGAAAGAAGAGAGCUGUUCUUCCACAACGUGUUGAUUGGAGGGAGAAAGGCGUGAUAGGUCCAGUACGAGAUCAGGGUCGCUGUGGAGCAUGCUGGGCGUUUAGCACCAUAGGCACCAUGGAAGCCAUGUCCGCCAUCAACACUGGCAAGCUUAACACUCUCAGUGUGCAGGAAGUAAUCGACUGCGCUGGCCUUGGAAACAGCGGUUGUUUGGGUGGAGAUAUCUGCCUUCUUCUAGAUUGGCUCAUGAUAACCAAUACAGCAGUUCAGUUGGAUAAAGAUUACCCUCUGCAGUUAACUAGCGGCGUCUGUAAGAAGAAUGAUAACGCAACGGGCGUGCGAGUUAAGACGUUUACCUGCGACGACAUGAUCGGAUCAGAAGAGAAGAUUCUUGAGAUGAUAGCGACCCAUGGUCCAGUAACAGUGGCCGUGAACGCACUGACGUGGCAGAACUACCUCGGUGGCGUCAUUCAAUACCAUUGCAGCGGGAGCCCCAUGGACCUGAAUCAUGCAGUGGAGCUGGUGGGCUACGAUUUGACUGCAGAAGUUCCCUAUUAUAUUGCCAAAAAUUCGUGGGGAAAAAGUUUUGGAAUCGAUGGCUACAUAAAACUAGGAGUCGGUAGUAACAUCUGUGGACUCGCCGACGAAGUUGCCAGUAUCGAUAUUAUAACAUAAUUAUGUAAAAUCUUGUGUUACCAGCGUAAUAUUAAUAAUUUCUUAUAUUUUUGUCGAAGACAGUGUCAUUACGUAUAGUACAGUAGUCGAAAAAUGAAACUAUACCGUAACUGCUAUAAUCUUCAUUUUAAUAUUUUGUUACAC